GGCACACCGCACAGCCUGCCCAUGGGGGGUGCGCGGUGGGGAGCAGCGCCGGAGGCCGAGGGAGAGAUGGGUGGUGACAGGGUGCACUUCUGCACAGGCAGCCAGAGGGUGUCCCUGCGCGCCCCAGGGCUGGACUCGGCGGCGGGGGCUCCCGUGGCCCCCAGGAAGCUAAGGCUCGCUCAGACCACCGUUGCAGUUAUGGCUGUGACUCUUGUCUCCUCGCUGGUGGCUCUCAUUGUUGUGGUCCUGCAGAAGCCAGGAUCCCCGCCGCUGGAGCCCGUUCAGCAGCUUCAAGCCGCGACUCCGGGAGACAAGGCCGCGGCCGAGCAGCUACCUGCGGGGCCGCACGAUCCCCACCGCUCUGACGGGCUGGCAGAGUUGCAAGAGACUAUCCAGAUGUUUAAAAGCCAUGUGGAGAAUUCCAACACCUGGAGCACAGAGAUCCGGAUGUUGACUUGCAGAGUGGACAAUGUCAGUUCUCAGAUCCAGGUGCUCAGUGGGCAUCUGGAAGAUGCCAGUGCUGACAUCCAGAUGGUAAAAGGCAUUCUACAGGAUGCCAAUACCUUGAGUUUCCAGACCCAGAUGUUGAGGAGUUCGAUGGAGGGGGCCAGUGCAGAGAUCCAGAAACUAAAAGGAGAUCUGGAAAAUGCAAAUGCUUUAAAUUCCCAGACCCAUAGUUUCUUAAAAAACAGUUUAGAAAAUGCCAGCAUUGGUCUCCACAUGCUGAGUGGAGGCUUAGGAAACACCAACACUGAAAUUGCAAUAUUGAAGGCAGGGCUGAAAAUGGCAAAUGCCCAGGCCCAGUGGGCAAACAGUAGUCUAAAGAAUGCUAAUGCUCAGAUCCAUGUUUUGAGAGGCCAACUGGCUAGUGUUGAUGAUUUAAGGGCUGAAAACCAGGUUUUAAGAAGCAGUUUGGAAGGAGCCAAUGCUGAGAUCCAGAGGGUCAAGGGAAGCAUGCAAAAUGCCAAUGCUUUAAACUCCCAGACCCAGACUUUUCUAAGAGGCAGUUUAGACAACACCAGCUCGGAGAUUCAGUUAUUAAGAGGUCAUUUCAAAAGGACUGGGGAUGAGAUUCUCUUGUUAAAAAGAGAUUUGGAAACAAUCACUGCCCAGACCCAGGUAACAAGCAACCAUCUGGAGCAGACAGAUGCUCAGAUCCAAUUAUUAAAAACAGAGCUUGAAAAUGCCAAUGCCUUAGAUCCCAAGAUUCAGGUGUUAAGCAGUUAUCUGAAAAAUGCCAGCAGUGAGAUACAGACCCUAAAACAAAGAGUGGAAGCUGCUGCAUCGUUAGUUUCCAAGACCCAGAUGUUAGAGAGCAAUCUGCAGAAGGCCAAUGCCGAGAACCAGCAGUUAAAGUGGGAUUUAGAGAACACCAAAACGCUAAUUAAGAAAAUCCAGGAGAAGCAGAAUGGCCUGGAGACAAUCCGUGAGGCCUUAGGUUCCCAGGAGCAGCUACAGAGGACCCAAAAUCAGCUUCUUCACCUGAUCCUGCAAGGCUGGAAGGCCCACGGCGCAAGCUUGUACUACUUCUCUCACGUCAAGAAGUCCUGGCACGAGGCUGAGCGCUUCUGUGUGUCGCAGGGAGCCCACCUGGCCUCGGUGACGUCGGAGGAGGAGCAGACCUUUCUGACGCAGUUCACGAGCGUGUCCCACCACUGGAUCGGCCUCACAGACGGGGGCCACGAGGGCGUCUGGCGCUGGGUAGACGGGACGCCGUUCAGUGCUGGCCGGAGCCCGGUUUUGGGGCAGCCAUCAGCCAGACAACUGGCAGCACGAGGACGGCCGGACGGAGGACUGCGUCCACAUGCAGAACAAGUGGAACGACAUGCUCUGCGACACCCCCUAUCACUGGGUGUGCAAGAAGCCCACCGGCCAACGCGUGGCCUGAGGCGGGCCAGGAGGGAGGGCCACGGCCACUGCCAGCCCUGGCCCCCCCCACACACGCCCUGUGGAGACUGCUGCGCCCAGCCCGCUCCCCGGGGCUCCCCGUUCGGCCCUCUGUGUCCCCUGCUCGCCCUUUCAUUUAGCCCUGCACACCUGCUAACGUCGCAUGACCCGGGGGGCCCCAGGGCUCCUCCAGGCCAGGGCUUGCUGUGCCCCCGCGUCCCCCUCAGCUGCCAGCGUGGGCCUGAGACGGCGGCUCCCCAAUAAACACUGACUAGUGCACGAGGGCUCCGGCUCGUCUGGCGAGGGCCGCCGCACCCUCUCCCCCUGGCGCGCUUCUCCUCCCUCGAUGUCCCUCCUGAGCGUGAACCAGGUUUCUGGGUCUGACUGGCCCAGGGAAGAGCUGCGGAGGCUCCCCGGCUGCAGGGGUGAGGGCAUCCCGGGUACCUGACACCUCCCCUGUGGCCGGGCGCUGGCGCUGGACUGUGCGAGGCCCUGGAGCCACUCCAUACGGCUUCAUCCUGUGGUAGCCCCCCUCAUUUCCUGGCUGCAAACCUCGGGUGCUCUCUCUCUCUGGCUUUGGUGUUUUCUUGGGGCCCCUCCCCCUUCCAGGGACUGGAGUGUAGGACGAGAAUCCCCGGAGCAGUUCGGGGCCCUGCCCCACGGACUCACAGCCUGGGAGCCCAGGGCAGGCUUCUGGGGCCCCGGCCUGCACGACUCCCUCCCCUCCGUGCUCCUCCCCAAACCCCUGGCAGCUCAGGAUUCUGGGGAGCUCAGCCCACGCGUGUGGCUGCUCCUCCUGCACUGGGAUAUGGAAAGGGCCUCCACGAAGAAUCCCAGGCAGCUGGAGGCUCAAGCUGUCUGCUUCCCCACUCGGGAACUCGGAUUUCAGUUGUUUGAUGUCUGAAAGCAAUUGUUUCAUCAACGGUUUCAUGAAUUUUGUCCAGUGUUCCCAUUGCUGACAGCAAAAGGACUAGUCCCGUUGCUCCCCUGGGACCAGAAGUGGCCACCGGUCCUACCUGCUGUGGUACCUGUGGCUGAACAGGACUUUAACUCGUUUGUUUCCCUUUUUUGGCUCUCCUGUGGCAUUUUAUUUUAUGGCUUCUUAGCUUUUCUUCAGUCUUAGAAACUCCUCCCCUACCGCAGGACUGAGAUAACAUUUCGCUGUAUUUCUUCUAGUACGUUUACAGUUUUGUUUUUUUCUUAGACUUACAUAUGUUACUGGAUCUGAUUUCCUGAAUCUCCUUGGUACUUUUGUGCUGUGGCAAUGUAGAUAUUUACGGAUAGGCUUAUUGUUCUCUUUUUAUGUAUUUCUAUUCUUUGUCUUAGGGUUUUCCUUUUUUUUUUUUUAAAGAUUUUAUUUAUUCGUUCACGAGAGGCACAGAGAGAGAGAGAGAGAGGCAGAGACAGAAGCAGGCUCCCUGCAGGGAGCCCGACGUGGGACUCGAUCCCGGGUCUCCAGGAUCACGCCCUGGGCCGAAGGUGGUGCUAAACCGCUGAACCACCCGGGCUGCCCUCAUGUUGUAUUUCUAAUAGCUUUUAAUUUGUGUAUUUCAGUGUUACUUUAACGUCUAAAGCUUCAUAAUCAUAAAGCCUCCUUGAAGAUUUUUACUUUUUACCAAUAUCCAUGCAAUCCAGGAUCAUUUCCUGUGCCUCUCCCAUGGACCAGGCACUUUUCCAGGUUUUCAAGAUUCGAAAGUGAAGGAAACAGGGGCGCCUGGGUGGCUCAGGAGGUCGGGCGUCCGUCUCUUGCUUUCAGCUCAGGUUGCGAUCUCAGCGUCUUGAGACUGAGCUCCAUGCUGGGCUCUGUGCUUGGCAGCGAGUCUGCUUGAGAUUCUCUCCUCUACCCUCUGACCAACCCCACUCUCUCUCUCUCUCUCUAAUAAAUAAAUAAUAAGAUCUUAAAAAAUAAACCCUCCCAAAGUGAACAACAGAUAAAAGCCCCUCCCGGCUCCAAGCCAGCACUCCAGUAGGGAGGACAGGUGGUUGGGACACCCAGUCCCUGCUCACAGCCCCAGGAAGGGUCCCCUGGGGCCUGAAGUCUGGCAGUGGCGCCACUCCGGAGUAGCGGCCAGCUGCUGGCUAUCCGUCUAACCAACCUGGUCUGUGGCCUGGAGCUAAUGGAACAGGGACGGGUAAACAUCCUCAUGCUCCCGGGUCAAUUCUCACGUCUGGGCUGGCCCGUUCUCUCUGCAGAGAAGGUACUGAAAGCUGCAGUUUCCGCAAGAGAGAGCCAGAAAGGCAGGGCAAUGGACUUCUCUACAGACUGAGCGGAGCCAUCUGGGGAGACAGACUGAAGUGCUCCGCUGUCCUGGGGGAAGUGGUCAGCUCGUCGUCCUGGAGUCCCUGCCCCACCCCGCCUCUGCUGUGGGGACGCUGUAGAGCUGCCACCGCAGGUGACCAGGGAUCGCACUGGUGAGAGACCUAGGCCGUGACAGUUGGCGCCACGUGGGGCGUGCUGUUGGCACCCGGAUGCCCACAGCCUUUCCUCCCAGCGCCAGACCCGGCCCAGUGGAGGCUGAGUCUGCGCAGGGUGGUUGGGGGAAAGCCCAACUCUGGCACACGGAGAAGAAGGCACAGACCCUCUGGCUGUCAUGCAACGACCUUCCAGACUCGGUUUUCUAGGCCCAGGGAACGAUUUCUCAGUCAGGAGAAAGCACAUUGUGGAAGCAGAUGCCACAGCCUUUUGGGGAUCACUACCUGCGCUGUAGUCAGCGACUCUGAGCGUCCUCCGCCAGCCGAUGCCCCGAAACUCUGCAGGUCUUACAGCCCAGAUUUGCGCCUGGGCCUCCCGACCUGCCUACGCCUCGCCUCCCGGAAAGAGCCUCUCCCUUUGUGUUGCUCUCACAUUUAAGGACCAGUUGUAAGUGGCUCUACCGCCAUCUGCCGCUACCAAUUCCUACAGCUCAAAGCCAACCAAGACCAGGGACCCCAGUACCAGCAUAGCCCCAGGCCCCAGUGAGAGUUACGGGAGAGUGAGGGGGCCUGGGCUGCUCUCAGGAGGGGUGGCUUAGGAGAGCAGAGGGUCUGCUGGCUGGGCCCCAAGAAGGCUUUGCCCUGCGGGACAGGCCCUGUGCAGCAGGGGGGCCACCACACAGCUGUGCCUCAGUGCCCCUCCCCUCCCCAAUGCAGCCUGGAGCCUACUUCCCCUCGAAUCUCCUCAAAGCCCUGCUUCUGUUGCAAUCUUAUCCUUCUUAGACCUGACAAGCAUUUCUCGCUGCAGCCGGUCCCAGGACUGGGAUUCCAGGCCCUCUUCAAGGGGGCCCCAAUGAACCUUUCAUGACAUCCCUGCUACAGCAUCACCAGAACCCGGCCCUGGACCUCAGUGUCUCCCCAACCAGUUCUUUUUUUUUUUUUUAAUUUUUAUUUAUUUAUGAUAGCCACAGAGGGAGAGAGAGAGAGAGGCGCAGAGACAUAGGCAGAGGGAGAAGCAGGCUCCAUGCACCGGGAGCCCGAUGUGGGAUUCGAUCCUGGGUCUCCAGGAUCGCGCCCUGGGCCAAAGGCAGGCGCCAAACUGCUGCGCCACCCAGGGAUCCCUCCCCAACCAGUUCUGAUCGCGGCUUCUGCACUUUUGCUCACGACACCCUCUGCCUGGGUCACCCAUGACCUGUCUGCGUAAUCGCCAAGUUUGUGGACAUUGCAUCUGGUUCGUACGUCAUGACUGCUCUUGCAGCCGUCACUUACAGUGGGGUGGGCAUCAUGGGAGGCAGGAGAGAUUGGUGCUUAGGGACCCAGGCUCCAUGGCCAGACUGCCUGGGUCCAGUCCUAGCUCUGCCCCUGCCUCGCUGGGAAAGCUGGUUGCUUGAUUUUUGUCUCUCAAUUUCCUCUUCUGUGAAAAAAGUACAGGGUCCCUCUCUUGAGGCUCGUGUGCAGAUUAAGAAAGUCAAUCCAUAAAAUGAGCUUUCACCAGCUUCUUAGGGACAAAGCCUGUGAGUCUGUUCCCCUUCUCUGUUCUUGGUGGAGAAGCACAUCUGACCCAUGGUGAACUCUGCUGGUGAUGUGGCCAAGACAGUAACCCCAGCUCGUGCCCAGUGGGAGUGGAGCAGGAGCCUCAAGGGAAGGGAAGUCCAGGGCAUGGCAAGCAGGCAGGGUCUGUGUGCCCGCGGACAGGCCAGCUGGAGGUGACCCUGGGAUAGAGGGCAUUCAGAUCUCGAGGAGAACCUGACCGGCCGUGCAGCCUUGCCUAGUCUCUCAACGUCCCCGGUGCUGGUUUUCUCCUCUGUACCGGGGGAUAAGGUCCAGCUCCCAGGAAUACGGUGAAAUAAGAUAAUACAUAGUUAAUUCUGUAUGUUGGCAAAUUGAACACCAAUAAAAAAUAAAUUUAUUAUUUAAAAAUCAAGAUAAUACAUAGUAACAACAUGAAUUUAUAUGAAUAUGAGUAAUAAGAGGAAAUUGCCAAAUUGAUUUAGAUAGGACUUGUGGGCCAUGUAGAUGUGUCGCUUUAUAGGUUUUGAUCCCUUUUUCAGAUGUCCCUCUUUGCCUUCCCUUAUUAAGCUGGUUUUUAGCAGCUCUCUCAUGUUCUGACUGAGCAGAGAUGAUGGGGACUGUGAGCCACAAGCCGGGGAGUGUGACGAAGGGCUGUCCAGGCCCCGGGCAGAUGUGGGGAACGUUCCUCUUAGCUGGGCCCCUGGGUAGGAAGCAGGAACGGCUGAUGAGGUGAACGUGCUGGAGCCAAAGAUGGAGCAAGAGCCAGCUUGGAUGGCAUCCUCCUGCUCCCACCCCCUCCACCUGCACUUCCCGCCUGCUUCCCUUCCUUUGGGUGCCUCUCGGCAUCGCACAGGCAGGGGGGUGAAAUUCCAUUUUCCAGAACCCCAUAUCCCCAGGGUUCCAGAUGCCAAUUAGGAUGACCUCCUUAGAAACAGGUGUGUG
This is a messenger RNA of Nyctereutes procyonoides (raccoon dog), 6753 nucleotides long. It is a transcript of the gene CLEC4F, whose product is annotated as C-type lectin domain family 4 member F. Bases 22 to 2151 code for a protein of 709 amino acids. The transcript has 7 exons. Gene Ontology annotation, molecular function: signaling receptor activity. Lineage: Eukaryota; Metazoa; Chordata; Mammalia; Carnivora; Canidae. The record is from RefSeq and is a predicted model, not a curated record.